Molecule: messenger RNA, 1479 nt
Organism: Thermothelomyces thermophilus ATCC 42464
Lineage: Eukaryota; Fungi; Ascomycota; Sordariomycetes; Sordariales; Chaetomiaceae
Exons: 3
Coding region: 194-838 (214 amino acids)
Biological process (GO): mRNA export from nucleus; positive regulation of DNA-templated transcription, elongation
Cellular component (GO): THO complex part of transcription export complex
Molecular function (GO): mRNA binding
Source: RefSeq, a predicted model, not a curated record
CCUCGACAAGCGAAUCUCAUCUGUCGUUCGUACAACGAGCGAGCUACGAAAUUGGCAUCCUCUGUACCUCAUCACAUCGCCAACCAUAGCAGCGGCCCACAUUCCAAACCAGCUCAGCAACCCCGACUCGGCCGACCCAACCCGAGGAGUCGCUACCUACCUACCUACCGAUCACCAAACUCGGCAUCAAACUAUGACGGUCGACGCCCACAUCACGGACCCCGCUCUGGCGUCUGUCGUCGAGACGUCCAGGGCGGCGCGGGAGCAGGCGCAGGCCCUCGUCGACCUGAUCGCGCAGGCGACCGCCGCCAAUCCCGACGGCGCCAUCCCAGCCGAUGCGCUGACCGAGAUCUCGAGGCAACAGAAGCUGCUCAACACCAACAUCGCCCACCUCCGCGGGCUGCACCGGGCCGCCCACUUUCGCGCGCGAGAGACCAAGAGCAGAACGGCCGAGGCGCGGCACGAGGUGGACGUGCUGCACCUGCAGCUGCAGAAUCUGUACUACGAGCAGCGGCACCUCGAGGGCGAGAUUGCCGCCUGCGAGGGGUUCGACCACACGUACCGGCUCUUGCCGUUGAUCCCGGUAGAAGAGUUCCUCGCCCAGCACCCCGAACAUGCCGACGCAGACGAGAACGCGCUGAUGGUGGCGCGGAUCAACCACGAGCGGGCGGAGCGUGAGGCGCUAGAGCAGCAGCGGCUGGAGCUGCAGAAGCGGAAGCAGAAGCUGAUCGCCGAGAACAAGAAGCGGAGAGACGACCUGGCAAAUCUAGACAGGGAUCUCGAGAAAUUCAUCGAUGCCGCAAAACCUAUCCAGAAAAUGUUUGAGAAAGUGGUUUGAACUCUCGUGGGCGGGUGAACAACUAUCCUGCAUCAUGGAGGUCAUCUGGCUGCGGGCAUGCGAUCAGAGGCGUCUCGAGAGAGAAACCACCCACCCACCGCUCUUUCUGUAGGAACUCGGCCUAUGUUCUCAAGACAUGGGCGUGUGGUAUUGUGGCAAACCCAGCCUGAAGUCCACGAUGCAGUCCGAGCAAUUGGCCCUGGGAUUGGACAUCACGACCGCACCGCAUCAGCCAGGCCGAGCCUAGCUUAACGCCAUAACGCCGAGGGCUCCGCUGCUACGUGAGGGCGCGGUUGGUGGCUCUUGAUUAGGAGACGCGACCAGCCAAAAUCGCGAGUUUGGACGGCUACCAGGCAAACCAGGGGAGUGAAUUGGAAAGCAGAGGGCCUUAAAGGGGUUCCCAACGCAGCGGUUUCGAUUUGGUUGAUGCGGUCGUGUCUGGGGCCGUUGGGAUCGGGAGGUGAAGAGGAAGGGGUUUUCAAUUUGUAGGCACGGUCGAAUUGGCGGUGGCUUGUGGUACUGCGUAAUUUCCUACUACCAAAGCCGAGUCUUCAAACGGACAAACGAGCCGGAUCUGUGUACCGCUCUAACACCGUCCCGGGUCCGGAUGGCUGCCCUGCAAAAUGUUAAGGAAUACACGU